Pterocles gutturalis (yellow-throated sandgrouse) is the source of this 4999-nucleotide messenger RNA. It is a transcript of the gene CRACD, whose product is annotated as KIAA1211 ortholog. The record is from RefSeq and is a predicted model, not a curated record. The coding region runs from base 245 to 4513 and encodes 1422 amino acids. Gene Ontology annotation, biological process: negative regulation of barbed-end actin filament capping; maintenance of gastrointestinal epithelium. NCBI's taxonomy places the organism in Eukaryota, Metazoa, Chordata, Aves, Pterocliformes, Pteroclidae. The transcript has 9 exons.
GAGCUGUGCCGAGGCACCGCGUCCCUCAGCCCCGCAACUGUUUGUCUUGUAAUCCACAGACAAGAAAAAAGCAGGCAAGUUCCAGCCUUUCAAGAAGCUCUUUGGCAAGAGGAAGAAAAGGGAGCCUGUGUUAGACUGCGAGGAAGCCAAACUGAAGCCCAGCCACUCCUUUGGCAACGUCUGCAAUGGCACCUUCUCCUCCGAUGAAGAGCCAAACGGUGGUCUGAGGUCCUCCUGUUAUUCUAUGGGCAGUCGAGCCUUUUCCCAUGACAGUAUUUUUAUACCUGAUGGGAGAACAGAGAGCGAACAGGCCAUCCAAGCAAUGUCACAGGAGAACGUUCUAGGAAAAGUCAAAACUCUUCAGCAACAGUUGGCCAAGAAUAUAAAAUUUGGGCAGCCUCCACAAAUGACAGUUUCUGUGAGGACAAAGGGGGAGGCAAACACUAGUGUAGAAGAGAAUGUGUCGCUCAGUAGCCCCAUGGAGAUUGAGACUCAGCAGGACACAGUGAUCUCAGACAGCAGCAAUAAAUCCACUGACACUCCAGAUUUGUUGAGAGCAAUGACUUUGCCUGGAAUAGGACAUGAAGUGGAAGAAAAGGUCACUCCAGUCAAAUCAUCUCGGCCAAAAAGACAAUUUUCCUGUUCUGGUACAAUUGAAACAAUCAAUUUGGAUGCUGUUCCCCAGGCUGUUGCUCGUCUAGACAACAGUGCAGCUAAACACAAGCUGGCUGUGAAGCCGAAAAAGCAGAGGAUGUCAAGAAAGCACAAGAGAUUAACAAAGGGAUCACAAAGUUUAACAAUAACAGAAUUUGAGCCAGAAGACCUAGACAUUCAGCUGUAUGGAGACAGAUACCCAGGUUAUAAUGGGCACAUCACAGCAGACAAGCUAAUCCAGAAUGGAGAGGAGCAGAAGAAGCUUCAGCUGUCACAGGAGAAAAGAAUUGAAGAUCACUGGGGGAUCUUUGAGGCUGAAAGGAUAAGGCAGAUUGUAGAAAUGGAAGAACAAAGAGAAAUGGAAGAACAAAGGUGCCAAGAACUUGAGCAGAUGCAAAGAGAGCAGGAGAGAAGGCGUGAAGAAGAGAGGAGGCAGUAUCUCCUUGAAGGAGAGACAUCUUUGAAAAUAGAACAGCAAACAUGCCAUAAAGAGGAGAGAAGACUUCUGGAGACUGAACUGGAGCAGCAGAGGCACCAGCACCUGGAGAAGCAGAGGCAGAAGGAGUUGGGGGCGCAACAGGGACAACAGCUGGAGGAGCAGAAGCACCAGCAUCAGGAGGAGCAACAGAGACAACAGCUGGAGGAGCAGAAGCACCAGCACCAGAAGGAGCAACAGAGACGAGAGCGGGAAGAGCAGAAGCUCCAGGAACAUGAGGAGCAACAGAGACGAGAGCGGGAAGAGCAGAAGCUCCAGGAACAUGAGGAGCAACAGAGACGAGAGCGGGAAGAGCAGAAGCUCCAGGAACACGAGGAGCAACAGAAACAAGAGCAGGAGGAGCAGAGGCACCAGGAUCAGGAGGAGCAACAGAGACGAGAGCUGGAGGACCAGAGGUGCCAGGAACGGGAAGAGCAGAGACAUCAAGAGUUGGAAGAGCAGAAGAAGCAAGAGCUAGAGGAGCAGAAGCAUCAGGAAUGGGAAGAGCAGAGGCACAAGGAGCUGGAGGAGAAACGGAGACGAGAGCUGGAGGAGCAGAAGCGAAUAGAGCUAGAAUUAAGGCAACAUGAGAUUGAAAAACAGCAUCAAGAGGAAGAAGAAACAAAUCAGCUGGAGGAACAAAAAAACCUCAAGGAACAAAAUAAGGAAGAAAAACAGACACAAGAGCAAGAAGAGAAAGAGCUUCGAGAAGCUGAAAUAAACCUAAAACAGGAGAAAGAAGCUGAGAGCCUCAAACAACAGAAGAAACAAGAGGAACAAAGGCAGCAUUUGAAGGAGAAAGGAGAAAAGACAGAGAAGGAACAACCCCAGCAACUAGUGGAUAAGAAAAAGAAACGGGAAGAGCAGAGAAAACACAAGCUCACAAAACAAAUGCACAUGGAAAGUGCAGAGGAUGUGCAACAAGGUGAACGGAAGCAGCAAAAGGAACAAAAUGAGCAAGAAUGGAACAAGCUGGAAGAGCAGAAUGUAGACACAGAAGGUCAAAAUCUUCAGCAAAAGCAACAAGAAAAAUCCUUGGAACAGCAAGAGGACAAGGAUCAGUUGUGUCCUGGAUGGGCUGAUAGUCAUCCAGUAGAGGAGAAGCUCUACGAAGGAUCAAGAUCCCCAAAACUCAAACAGCCAGGAAAAGAGAAUAAAACAGCAGAAGAAAUCCUAGCCCAGAAACUGAAGAGAGAAGUUGAAGCUCAAGAGCAAAAGCGAAUAGGGGAGGAACUUAGGUGGCAAGAGGUAGAUGAAAGACAAACUGCAUCCAGACCCUUUACAUUUCAAGUGUCUUCUGGAGAUAAACAGAUCAUAUUUCAGAAAGUAAAUCUGAGUCCAGUCAUGCCUGUGAAAGGAGCAGGACUCUCUUCUCCAUCCGUCAAAGACUGCAGGAUGCACACUGCCAGCAAGGGCUCUCACACACUCCCAUCAUCUGUGUGUGUACCCCAUACAGCUAUUUUGGUCACUGGAGCACAGCUGUGUGGCACAGCAGUUAACUUGAACCAGAUAAAGGACACAGCUUGUAAAUCAUUACUUGGCUUAACAGAAGAGAGAAAAAAUGUGGAUAUUCCUUCACCAGAGAAGGCCCUGAAAAAAACCCAGGAUCCCAAACCCAGCAGCAGUAAAAUGAAGUAUGCACAGGAGGCAUUGAACAACCAGGCCGUGCUAGCUGAGUGGGCUUCUAUCCGCUCCAGGAUCCUAAAGAACGCAGAAAACAGCAAAUACAAUGAGAGAGACCGAGUAAGUGUCUGCAGACACAGUGAUGACUGGACACCUCGAGGACGGGGUGCUCCCCAUGGUAACUUGAGGAAAACCCUCUCUGCAAAUGCAAAGUUCUCGAUAACACCAGCAUGGCAGAAAUUCUCAGAAGCUUCAAAAACCAAUUCAGACACUGAAAAUGUAAGUACAGCCAAAGGCAAUGACACAGUGGCUGUGGGAAGAAUCACUGCCUCAUCCCCUGACUCGAAGGAGGAUGUGGCUUCCAUUUCUAGGGAUAACUUAGCUGAAAAGGCUAAGGAGAAAAUGGAAACCCAUAGUGAAAUGACAGACAACACAGACGGCUGUAAAUUUGCAAAAGAUCUUCCAUCUUUCCUUGUUCCAUGUUUUCCUCAUUCUCCAGGUAAAGACUUACCCCAGCCAGAACUUCCCAGUGCUCUGGAAAAUCAGCAGAAUAACAGCACAAAAGAAGCAGAUAAACCAGCACCAAAUGGAGAAGAAAAUGUUUCCCCUUUUGGGAUAAAGUUACGAAGGACAAACUACUCUUUACGUUUCCAUUAUGAUCAACAGGCAGAGCAAAGGAAAAAGAAAAGAUACAGUGCGGGAGACAGUUUUGAUGGUGUGCCUGACCCACUACUUACAACAGAAGGUGAGAAAGAAUCCACUGGUUUUGUUCCACAGGAGAGUACAUCGCCUGGCACUGGAAGAGUGAACGUCCCUGGUAAUUUAAAAGACUCAAAAGCCUCUUCAAUUACUGUGAUAGAGAUUUCACAACCAGCAGGCACACCAGUAGUCCUACCAGCCACUGGCCAGAGUGCUUCACCCCCUCAUGAGAAACCAGCAUGCAAGUCACUGGUCUCACAGAAACCUGCUUUGGCUCCCAAGCCCACCAGCCAAACACCGCCAUCGUCUCCUCUCUUUAAAGUGAACAGAUCAAACCUAGCUGAUACACUGGGGCAAAGGCUGGCUAAAGCUGAAUCAGAUGGUGGCUGGAGAAAAGAAGACAGAGCAAAUGCUGUACACCCUGCCCCGUCCAGUGAGAACAAAAAUGAUGAGGAGGAAAUCAGAGAAAAGAAGUCAUUUUUCCCAUCUAUAAGUAUUCCAUGGAGAGAAAAAAAUGACAAAAAGCCUGAGCCACUGAAGAAAGAAAAGCCAAUCCUCCAGAGCAGGCACUCUUUAGAUGGCUCUAAAUUGAUGGAAAAAGUUGAAACUUCACAACCACUUUGGAUUACAUUAGCACUGCAAAAGCAAAAGGGAUUUCGUGAGCAGCAAGCUACGAGGGAAGAGAGGAGACAAGCCAGAGAGGCAAAGCAAGCAGAGAAGCUGGCUAAAGAAAAUGCUGCUGCAAAUUAUCAGUCAGAUAAUAAAACCAACAGCAGCAAAACAAGCACACUGCAGAAAUCUACACCUCAGGAAGGAGAGAAGAAAAUUGAGACUGCUGUAUCAAGACUAGAAAGAAGGGAGCAGCUAAAAAAGUCAAACACCCUUCCAACUUCUGUGACAGUGGAAAUUUCAGAUUCUGUUCCAUCAGCCCCACUGACAAAGGAGGUGGCCAAGAGAUUCUCUACACCUGAUGCUAACCCUGUGUCAACAGAACCAGCCUGGCUUGCAUUAGCCAAGAGGAAAGCAAAAGCCUGGAGUGACUGUCCACAGAUCAUAAAGUAAAUUGUAAAAUUAAAUCUCUCCUGCUAUUAAUUUUUCUUUUUCAGCUUUUUACACAUGACAAAACUGAAAAUGCAUGUACUGAAGGACUGAAAACUGAACCGAUUACCAUUUUGCUCUAGCUCACUGUAAAGUCUACUCAAGUCAUAUAUUCCAUUGCUUUGACAAAUAGCUAAAUGAGGUCACAGCAAAAAUUUCAGAGCCAGACUCUCAAAAAUUUAAGAAUGGUCAGAUACUGGAUGUAAAUUUUAGCAAGUAUAAUAAUAAGGGCCAGAACUCAAGUUCAGAAGCUCCUUAAAUUCUGUGGGUAUUUGGUUCUGGAAUUUUAGAUCUCUACACUUAAGUGGAGAUUUCAAAAUUUUUUUUCAACACUCCACUGUUGAAAACUAAGGCAAGAUGCAUGUUCCCUUCUCUUACUCGUAAAUCCUUUUAAGUGUUAAAUUGUAUGAACUGUCAGUUCUACCUGCUAUUUGAAAGCUUCUUCCCUAA